Molecule: messenger RNA, 1862 nt
Organism: Chanos chanos (milkfish)
Lineage: Eukaryota; Metazoa; Chordata; Actinopteri; Gonorynchiformes; Chanidae
Product: transcriptional repressor p66-beta-like
Exons: 10
Coding region: 1-1860 (619 amino acids)
Biological process (GO): negative regulation of transcription by RNA polymerase II
Cellular component (GO): NuRD complex
Molecular function (GO): sequence-specific DNA binding
Source: RefSeq, a predicted model, not a curated record
AUGGAGAGGAUGAGUGAGGAGGCGUUACGACUGAACCUGCUGAAGCGAGGCCUGGACACCACAGACGAGCGCGGCGGCGGCAGCAGCCGAGAGGAGCUCCUUGCCAAAAGGCUGAAGAUGGAAGGUCACGAGGCCAUGGAGAGGCUCAAGAUGCUGGCCCUCCUCAAACGGAAAGAUUUUGGAGGCCUGGAGGGACCUGCUGGGGUCCUGGGAGACAUGAAGGGUCCGUGCGGGAGUGGCAUACCGGCUUCCAUGGGGUACGCAGCCUACGAGGAGAAGCUGAACGGGAGCCUGCGGACUCCAGGAGUGGCCACCCACAGUCUUCUGGGGAAAAGCGGGAAGGAGAAUGUGGCUGAUGAACCAGUGGAUAUGAGUGCCAAGAGAGUUGAUGUGGAUCGAGAACGUCACACCCCAUCUCCAGAUGUGAUCAUCCUGUCAGACAACGAGGCGUCGAGCCCACGAGGGGCUGGUCGUGGAGAGGAGAGGCUCAAGGCCGCAAACCUGGAUAUGUUUAAGGGGAAAAGUGUUGAGGAGAGACAGAGGGUGAUUAAGGCUCUGAGAGAGGAGCUGAGGUUGGAGGAGGCCAAGCUGGUGCUGCUAAAAAAGCUUAGACAAAGUCAACUCCAGAAGGAGAACCUCAUACAGAAGGUUUCCGGGGUCCAGAACAGUUCCACUGCAGGCCAGUCCUCCUCCAUACUCAGUUCCCAAGGCAUGGCCAAACUACCUGUCAGGCCGGGCCUGCACAGCACAGAUCCUCAGAACCUGCGUGCUGCCCAGGGUCAGAGUGUGAUAAAGACGGUUGUAAAUGCCUCUAUGCCACAACUAAUGAUGUCCCAGCGGCUCAUUGCUCCCAACCCAGCCCAGCUCCAGGGUCAGAGGCUCUCCUCUAAACAGAGUGGCAUUAUGCGCGGCACCACGGGCGGCCUGAACAGCACUGUCAGCUACCAGCAGGCUUCCAUGUCCCAACGUUCCAGCUCCUCUGCCAUCUACAUGAACCUCGCCCACAUGCAGGCCACGGCCGGCGCGGGAGGGGUCGGCGGCGUGGGGGCGGUCAGCCCGUCACCUUUAUCCAGUCCGGGGGCGAGCACCAUGCAGGACACGGUCAGCAGCCAGGCGGCCGCCAAGCUGGCUCUACGCAAGCAGUUGGAAAAAACCCUGCUGGAGAUCCCUCCGCCCAAACCCCCUGCCCCACUCUUACACUUCCUACCCUCAGCUGCCAACAGCGAGUUUAUCUACUUGGUGGGGCUGGAGGAGGUGGUGCAGAGCGUCAUCGACAGUCAGGGUAAACUGCGAAUGCCGGGUUCCUGUAUGGAACCCUUUGUCUGCGCUCAGUGCAAGACAGACUUCACCCCGCACUGGAAACAGGAGAAAAGUGGGCGUAUUCUCUGCGAACACUGCAUGACAUCCAAUCAGAAAAAAGUCCUGAAAGCAGAACACACCAAUAGGCUGAAGAAUGCCUUUGUGAAGGCCUUACAGCAGGAGCAGGAGAUUGAGCAGCGACUGCAGCAGGCUGCCUUGUCCUCAAGCACUUCAGUGACUGUGCCCAACGUGAGCAAAGCUGAAUCAAUGAUCCGACAUCACGCUUUGAGACAGGCCAGCCAUUCUCAGGCGUCUUUGCAGCGGAGUUUGUCCCGCUCUGCCCAGGGGGUCCUGUCCAACUUCGCCCAGGCCUCUCAGCAGCUCUCUGUGGCCGGCAGUCUGCUGGGUAUGACAGCAAAGCACUGUGUAAACAUUGCUUACUUAAACCCAGGCAGUGUUGGAGGUCAUAAGUCAUCCAGUUUGGCAGACAGACAGAGGGAAUACCUGCUGGACAUGAUCCCUCCUCGAUCCAUAUCCCAGUCCAUCACUGGGCAGAAAUAAGA